ACUACAAUCCCCAAUAUUUACAUUGCAGAUAGAGACAGCUACUUAAAUGGGUCUCUCAAGAAACCUAAACCUCACAAUCUUGGUCCUUCUCGCAGCGGCGCUGAUGGCCCUUUCACCGCACGGCGGCGAAGCGGCGAUCACCUGCGACACGGUGUACAGCGACCUCAACGCAUGCCUCAACUACGUUAUGUUCGGUGGGAAUGUGCCGGCGGGAUGUUGCAGUGGGAUGAAGACGCUGGUGAGCGCGGCGGCGACGACGGCGGACCGCCAAACCGCGUGCUCGUGCUUGAAGUCCAUUGUUUCCAAAGCCAAUGCGUCAGAGAUUAGCAGGGCGGCUGGACUUCCAGCCCAAUGUGGUGUCAACAUUCCUUUCAAGAUUGGCCCCAACACUGACUGCUCUAAGGUCAAGUUUGGGUUUUAAAUAAGUGAAUUCUAGCUUUGUGCCUGUAUGUGGAUGUAAAAUUUAAGAACAUGCAUUAUGAUGUAUAUAUACUACAUUUAAAAUAAUAUUUAUGUUUCUUUUCUAUAUGUAAUCACAAGUU
Ipomoea nil (Japanese morning glory) is the source of this 542-nucleotide messenger RNA. RefSeq names its product non-specific lipid-transfer protein 1-like. Gene Ontology annotation, biological process: lipid transport. The record is from RefSeq and is a predicted model, not a curated record. The transcript has a single exon. Gene Ontology annotation, cellular component: membrane. Bases 47 to 421 code for a protein of 124 amino acids. Gene Ontology annotation, molecular function: lipid binding. NCBI's taxonomy places the organism in Eukaryota, Viridiplantae, Streptophyta, Magnoliopsida, Solanales, Convolvulaceae.